AUGCCAGGCUCCGGUGACUUCGAGAUUACAACCACGCAGCGUAUGUUCUCGGCCACUUGGGGCAGCGUUCUGACUUCUCUACUUGUAACACCUCUCGAUGUCGUCCGUGUACGGUUACAAUCUCAGAACGCGCCAUCACCCGCAAAUCUAUCCCGAUUUGCCGCAUACUCCACGAAUUUUAAACAGUUACCUCCCGAUCUAGGCAUCAACUCAUGUUGUCGAGAAGUAUUUUGGGUGGGAAACAACGGUCAAUUCUGUAUCGCUGGGAAUGGACCAACUCAGAUCGCCUCAGCAGGCGCAGCAGAGUGCGCAGUGGAGGAGACACAGCGAAAGACCUUUAAUUCGACCCUGGAUGGAUUGAAGAAGAUCGCCAAGAACGAAGGGUACCUCACAUUAUGGCGAGGCCUCUCCCCGACAUUGGUGAUGGCAGUCCCUGCCAAUGUCAUCUACUUUACUGGUUACGACUGGCUUCGAUACAGUAAUGCCAGCCCGCUCCAAAAGAUACCGAAUGACGUCUACAUACCACUCGUUGCAGGUUCGGCAGCUCGAAUAGCAGCCGCGAUCGCAGUCUCGCCGAUUGAGAUGUUUAGAACGAGAAUGCAGGCGACUCCAGCUGGAACCACUGGCGUCUUCAAGGAGACUCUGCUUGGCCUACACCGCAUGACUCAAACACAGGGCUACACUUCGCUUUGGCGAGGCCUCACGUUGACCAUGUGGCGAGAUGUCCCAUUCUCUGCAAUAUAUUGGUGGGGUUACGAAGCAAUGCGAAAUCGAUUGACGGAUGCACGCGAAGUGUCUAAGGGCAAACACCUUGACUCUCAGCGAGCGAUGACAGGUGGCAGAGAAGCACAAGCAACUGAAAGCCACAUGACGACCUUUGUCGACAGUUUUCUAGCUGGUGCAGGUUCUGGCGCCAUCGCUGCCUUUGUAACGACACCUUUCGAUGUGGGCAAGACUCGCCAACAGGUAUAUCACCACGCUGGUGACGAUGCACCUUCGGUCGUAGCCGCCAAAGAAGCCGCCAAGAGUGGUAAACUGAUACCCGAAGAAAUGUCGAUGCCCCGGUUCCUAUACCACAUCUUCAAGGAAGAUGGUAUGGGGGGGCUCUUUCGUGGCUGGGGAGCCCGAUGUCUAAAGGUUGCUCCAGCCUGUGCUAUAAUGAUCAGCAGUUAUGAGGUCGGCAAGAAAUGGGCAAGGAAAGUCAACGAGAAAAAGGCGCUGGGAAAGAGUGCAGAUGUUUGA
Messenger RNA from Exophiala viscosa, 1242 nucleotides. RefSeq names its product mitochondrial carrier domain-containing protein. NCBI's taxonomy places the organism in Eukaryota, Fungi, Ascomycota, Eurotiomycetes, Chaetothyriales, Herpotrichiellaceae. The record is from RefSeq and is a predicted model, not a curated record. Bases 1 to 1242 code for a protein of 413 amino acids. The transcript is spliced from 2 exons. Gene Ontology annotation, cellular component: mitochondrion. Gene Ontology annotation, biological process: mitochondrial transmembrane transport.